AUGGCCACUUCACAACGCGUUGUCAUUAUCGGUGCCGGCAUCGUCGGCACCAACAUUGCAGAUGAGCUGGUCUCGCGGGGAUGGACGGACGUGACGGUUGUUGAGCAAGGUCCCCUGCGCAUGCCAGGAGGAUCGACAUCACACGCUCCGGGCUUGGUGUUUCAAACCAAUGCCUCCAAGACCAUGACACUGUUUGCCCGCUACACAGUCGAGAAGUUCUUGUCGAUAGAAAAGGAAGGCGAGAGCUGCUUCAACCAAGUCGGUGGCCUGGAAAUCGCCACCACGCCCGAGAGAGUCGAGGAGCUCAAGCGCAAGCUUGGUUAUGCUCACUCUUAUGGCAUCGACGCCAAAAUCAUUACCAAAGAAGAGUGCCAGAAGCUCUAUCCUGGCCUGAACACCGAUCUGGUUCUCGCCGGUCUCCACAUUCCCACAGAUGGCCUGGCUCUCGCUGCAAGAGCUGUUGAGCUCUUGAUUGAGCGAACAAGAGCCGCUGGAGUCAAGUACAUCGAAUUGACGCCGGUGACUGGAAUUGACAAGGCAGAUGGCCGCGUCACGGGCGUCAUCACACCAGAUGCCACUAUCCCGGCCGAUAUCGUCAUCUCGUGCGCUGGUUUCUGGGGAGUCGAGAUUGGCAAAAUGGUCGGUCUGCCAGUACCACUGCUGCCAAUGGCCCACCAAUACGCCAAAACGACACCCGUGCCUCACACCAAUGGAGUCCUAACCAACGGACAUGCCGAGACCAAUGGACACACCAACGGAGUAGUCAAGCCAAACUCGGCCAGACUACCAAUCCUGCGGUACCAAGACCAAGAUCUCUACUAUCGCGAACACGGCGAACAGUACGGUAUUGGCUACUAUGGCCACCGGCCCAUCCCCGUCGAUGCCGCCUCGCUGGCCCAAGCUACCGAGGACGUUAGCGAGCACAAGAUGCCCUCGCGCCUCGACUUUACAACAGAGGACUUUGACCCGGCCUGGAAGCUCUCGCAGGAGCUGCUGCCGGCACUCAAAGGCUGCGAGAUUGCCGACGGCUUCAACGGAAUCUUCUCCUUUACGCCCGACGGUGGGCCGCUGGUCGGUCAGGCACCGCACCUCGACGGCUUCUACGUCGCCGAGGCCGUCUGGGUGACACACUCGGCGGGUGUGGCGCGCGCCGUGGCCGAAGUCCUUACCGAUGGCCGCUCCCGUAUCGAUCUGGCCGAGUGCGAGAUUGCCCGCUUCGAACAGGUCCAGCUCACGUCGGCCUACGUGAGCGAGACGUCGCAGCAAAACUUUGUCGAGAUUUACGAUAUCCUACACCCGCACCAGCCACGCGAGUCGCCGCGCAACAUGCGCGUCUCGCCCUUUUUCGCCCGCCAGGAGCAGCUCGGCGCCUUUUUCCUCGAGGUCGGCGGCUGGGAGCGCCCCUUUUGGUACGAGUCCAAUGCCAAGCUCCUCGACGAGCUGCCCGAGGAGUGGAAGCCCGUGGAGCGCGACGCCUGGUCGGCGCGGUACUACUCGCCCAUUGCGGCCGCCGAGGCCUGGAAGACGCGCAACGCCGUGGCCAUGUACGACAUGACGCCGCUGCGGCGCCUCGAGAUCUCGGGCAAGGGCGCCGUGGACCUGCUGAAGCGCAUGACCACGGGCAACGUGUCGCGCAAGCCGGGCGCCGUCACCUAUACCCUGCUGCUCAACGAGCACGGCGGCGUGCGCAGUGACAUCACUGUGGCGCGCCUCGAGGACGAGCUCUUCCAGGUCGGCGUCAACGGCCCCGUCGACACGGCCUACUUUACCCGCGAGGCGCGUCUGCAGAGCCAGUCGACGCCCGACCGGCCCGCUCACGUCCGCGACAUCACGGGCGCGACCUGCUGCGUGGGACUCUGGGGCCCGCUCGCCCGCGAGGUGAUGCAAGAGGUCAGCCCCGACGACUUUUCCAACAAGGGCCUGACGUACUUCCGCACCAAGCGCGCCACCAUUGCCGGCAUCCCCGUGACGGUGAUGCGGCUGUCGUACGUGGGCGAGCGCGGCUGGGAGAUCUACGCCAGCGCCGACAAUGGCCUGCGGCUCUGGGACGCCCUGUGGAAGGCCGGCCAGCCGCACGGCAUCAUCGCCGCGGGCCGCAGCGCCUUCAACUCGCUGCGCCUGGAGAAGGGCUUCCGGUCCUGGGGCACCGACAUGACGACCGAGCACGACCCCUUCGAGUCCGGCCUCGACUUUGCCGUCAAGGCCGACAAGGCCGAGUUCGUGGGCAAGGCCGCCCUCGAGGGCCGCUCCAAGGACACGGUGAGCCGGAGGCUGCGCUGUCUGACCGUCGACGACGGCAGGUCCGUGGUCCUGGGCAAGGAGCCCGUCUUUGUCGCCGGCAAGGCCGAGGGCUACGUCACCAGCGCCGCCUUUGGGUACACGGUGCGCAAGCCCGUUGCCUAUGCCUACCUCCCCAGCUCGGUACAGGAGGGCGAUGCCGUCGAGAUUGAGUACUUUGGACGGCGGAUCGCGGCCACGGUCACGCCUGAGCCCUUGUAUGAUCCGUCUAUGAGUCGUCUCCGGGGUUAA
Messenger RNA from Pestalotiopsis fici W106-1, 2529 nucleotides. RefSeq lists its product as uncharacterized. Gene Ontology annotation, molecular function: protein binding; oxidoreductase activity. NCBI's taxonomy places the organism in Eukaryota, Fungi, Ascomycota, Sordariomycetes, Amphisphaeriales, Sporocadaceae. The record is from RefSeq and is a predicted model, not a curated record. The transcript has a single exon. Gene Ontology annotation, cellular component: mitochondrion. Bases 1 to 2529 code for a protein of 842 amino acids.